AUGACGGCCUCCAGCGACCACCCCAUCACCACUCCCCCCCGCGCUCCUUCGCCCGUCCAUGCGUUCGGUACGCUCGCCGUCCAUGCGGGAUCCCCGCACGACCCCGCCACCGGCGCCGUGAUCGAGGCCAUCUCGCUCUCCACCACCUUCGCCCAGACGGCCGUUGGCAAGCCCGUCGGCGAGUUCGAGUACUCCCGCAGCAGCAACCCCAACCGCGCCAACUUUGAGAAGAUGGUUGCUGCUCUCGAGCACGCCAAGUACGCCCUCGCCUACUCGUCCGGCAGCGCCACCACCGCCAACAUCCUCCAGUCGCUGGCCGCUGGCUCCCACGUUAUCUCCGUCUCCGACGUCUACGGCGGCACCCACAGAUACUUCACCCAGGUCGCCAAGGCCCACGGCGUCAAGGUCACCUUCACUCCCGAGAUCGAGGUGGACAUCCGCGACCACAUCACCGAUGCCACCAAGCUCGUGUGGAUCGAGACCCCCAGCAACCCGACCCUGCGCCUUGUGGAUAUCCGCGCGGUUGCGACUGCCGCCCACGAGCGUGGCAUCCUGGUCGUGGUCGACAACACCUUCCUGAGCCCCUACGUCCAGAACCCGCUCGACCAUGGUGCCGAUAUCGUUGUCCACAGUGUGACCAAGUACAUCAACGGCCACUCCGACGUUGUCAUGGGCGUUGCCGCCUUCAACAGCGACGAGCUCUAUGCCCGUCUGUCCUUCCUUCAGAACGCCAUCGGCGCUGUCCCCUCCGCCUUCGACUCGUGGCUCGCCCACCGUGGAGCCAAGACCCUCCACCUCCGCGCCCGUGAGGCUACCACCAACGCGACCGCCAUCGCCCACGCCCUUGAGGCUUCCCCUCUUGUCAUCUCGGUCAACUACCCCGGCCUCGACUCUCACCCCCACCGCGCCAUUGCUCUCAAGCAGCACCGCAACGGUAUGGGUGGUGGUAUGUUGAGCUUCCGUAUCCAGGGCGGCCACGCUGCUGCUGAAAAGUUCUGCCAGUACACCAAGAUCUUCACUCUUGCCGAGUCCCUUGGUGGUGUUGAGUCCCUCUGCGAGAUCCCCUCCAGCAUGACCCACGCUGGUAUCCCCAAGGCUCAGCGCGAGGCCGUCGGCGUCUUCGAUGACCUCGUCCGCAUCUCUUGCGGUGUUGAGGAUGCUGAGGACCUCAAGGCCGAUGUCCUCCAGGCUUUGGAGCGCGCUGUUGCGGAUGCUGCCAACGGUGUUUCCAACGGUGUCAACGGCACUCACUAA
Neurospora tetraspora is the source of this 1254-nucleotide messenger RNA. RefSeq names its product putative cystathionine gamma-lyase. Gene Ontology annotation, cellular component: cytoplasm. Gene Ontology annotation, molecular function: carbon-sulfur lyase activity; pyridoxal phosphate binding. Lineage: Eukaryota; Fungi; Ascomycota; Sordariomycetes; Sordariales; Sordariaceae. Gene Ontology annotation, biological process: transsulfuration. The transcript has a single exon. The coding region runs from base 1 to 1254 and encodes 417 amino acids. The record is from RefSeq and is a predicted model, not a curated record.